Molecule: messenger RNA, 1882 nt
Organism: Fundulus heteroclitus (mummichog)
Lineage: Eukaryota; Metazoa; Chordata; Actinopteri; Cyprinodontiformes; Fundulidae
Product: ubiquitin-conjugating enzyme E2 D2
Exons: 8
Coding region: 396-842 (148 amino acids)
Biological process (GO): ubiquitin-dependent protein catabolic process; protein polyubiquitination
Cellular component (GO): nucleus
Molecular function (GO): ubiquitin conjugating enzyme activity
Source: RefSeq, a predicted model, not a curated record
AUAUAUAUGUAGACAGCCGCUAGUUACCUAACAGCCUCGACCGAAACCAAAACGAGAGAACCUCACUCGACCAAGGGUUCUCUUUUUUUGUUUUAGCGAAAUAGGCACUUAUUUAGCGCGGAUACCGACAGUCUGUUAUAGGCCAUUUCAGCUGUACGAAGAAGAAAAAAAAAAAGUUUAUUGAAAGAGAGCGUAACGGCUGGUGUUUGAACUCCGCGCAUACGUAGUUUUAGCACGUUAGCUAGCCCGCUAACUGCGCUAGCCGAAGAAGAAAGGCCGUCGAGUUGACUCAGCGUCCGCAUUUCCACGGAACGACUCGCCCUGGCAGAGCACAGCUGGCCUUCAGUAGCUGGACCGCGCAACAUUCGCCCUAAACACGUCAACACCGAGCGAGGAUGGCCCUGAAAAGGAUUCACAAGGAACUUAACGACCUGGCUCGUGACCCUCCAGCACAGUGCUCAGCUGGCCCUGUGGGAGAUGACAUGUUUCACUGGCAAGCCACAAUCAUGGGACCUAGCGACAGUCCAUAUCAAGGGGGGGUUUUCUUCUUGACAAUCCAUUUUCCAACAGACUACCCCUUCAAACCCCCAAAGGUUGCAUUCACAACAAGAAUUUACCACCCAAAUAUUAACAGUAACGGCAGUAUCUGUCUGGAUAUUCUCAGAUCACAGUGGUCUCCUGCACUUACUAUUUCUAAAGUUCUUCUCUCCAUUUGCUCACUCCUAUGUGACCCAAACCCUGACGACCCCCUAGUGCCAGAGAUUGCACGAAUCUACAAAACAGAUAGUCAGAAGUACAAUAAACUAGCUCAGGAGUGGACAACAAAAUAUGCCAUGCUUUAGGAUACAUCAAAAUGGCAAAAGAAUGGACACAGAAGUACGCAAUGUGAUGGCUUCGUUUGAAGAGCAGGUGGAAAUUGUUGCUGGUUCAAACUUAAGAUUACGGGAUUCAGUUUUUCUUUUUCACUGUAUUAUUUUUGGUUAAUCAAUGCAUUUUACCUCCCCUCCCCUCUUUUUCUUUUAUUUUUUUUUUCUUUUAUUUUUGUUUUUCUCCCCCGCCUGCACGCUCAUAAGAAGAUAGUGUUUUCUCUGUAGGUCACAUGCCAGUCUCUGUCAAAUUUUGUAAUUUUGAGUUUAAUAAAGAUCAUAGCUCUUAACACUCACGCGAGUGUGCUCAACAUAUUUGUAAUAAUUUGCAACCUCUAAUGAAGCUGUUCUCCUGAAACUUGCUGAAAUCCAAUCCCAUGAUGCUUCACUACGUCAUGGGGUGGGUUUGUCUUGGAUAGCUGCGUUCCUCCCAUGGAAGCCAGCUGUCCGAGGACAUCUCGCGCUCGCAGUGCCCUGGAGAUUUAAAGUUUCUAAUUGGAAUAAUUCUGCAUUUUAUCAGAUACCAGAAUUUUGAGAGUGAGGAAACUGGGUUGGUACUUCUGUCUCAUGGAUCAAUGUGACACCAGUGAGUUCCUCUGAUCAAUAGUAUAGGAAUCUGUUAUCCGAUAAGUGUAUCUCAUUCCACUAUCAAAGUGUGUACAGAGAAGCAGAGCAGCAUUUAUCAAUGUUAAGGAGACAAAUAUAAGAACUUCAAUGUUGUAUUUUAUGCAUGUUAAUAAAGGUAGGCUAUUAUAUCUGAUGUUUCUGCAAAUUAGGGUGAAUUGUAAGGUUGAACAGUUGGAAAAAAAAUUGGUUCCUCACAAAUGCUUUUCAUUUGUUUUUGUUUUUUUUUUGUUAUUUAGAAGCCAGUAGCUGAGCAGUUAGUUUGUUUUAUGCCCACUCAAACACUGUCUUCUUGUAGCCCUGAAAUAUUGAUGCAAAGCCGAAGGUUGAUCAUCAACUUGUGGCUCUGUUUCUUUUUAGUUUUCCCUUCAAUAAAGUUUCUCCAAACAAUU